Sphaerodactylus townsendi is the source of this 927-nucleotide messenger RNA. RefSeq names its product olfactory receptor 10G6-like. The record is from RefSeq and is a predicted model, not a curated record. Gene Ontology annotation, cellular component: membrane. Gene Ontology annotation, molecular function: G protein-coupled receptor activity; olfactory receptor activity. The coding region runs from base 1 to 927 and encodes 308 amino acids. Lineage: Eukaryota; Metazoa; Chordata; Lepidosauria; Squamata; Sphaerodactylidae. Gene Ontology annotation, biological process: G protein-coupled receptor signaling pathway. The transcript has a single exon.
AUGGAGUGCUCUAACCAGUCUGCGCCAACGGAGUUUAUCCUUGCUGGGUUGCGAUACCCGAAAGGACUAGAGAUCCCUGUCUUCCUGUUCUUCUUGAUUAUGUACAUUCUGACCCUCUCUGGAAACUCCCUGAUCCUCUGGGUGGUGGUGUCUGACCUCCAAUUGCAUAAGCCCAUGUACUGGUUCCUCUGCCAUUUAUCCGUUAUGGACAUGGCUUUCUCCUCUGUUGUUGUCCCCAGAGUGAUUGCGGGGUUUGUUCCCGGUGGCAAAGUCAUUUCUUUGGGGGAAUGCGUAUCUCAGUUGUUCUUCUUCCACUUCCUGGGUUGCACAGAGUGCUUCCUCUACACCCUGAUGGCUUAUGACCGCUUCUUGGCUAUUUGUAGGCCUCUCCAUUACAGCAGCCUCAUGAACUGGAGAGCCUGCCUGGGCCUCUCCUUGGGUACAUUUAUUGGAGGCUGCUUGAACUCAAUGGUCGAGACAAUCCUCACCUUUCAAUUGCCCUUUGGCCAACGAAACCUGGUGGACUAUAUCUUCUGUGACAUUCCAGCUGUACUAAAGUUGGCUUGCGCUGACACAAGACUCAAUGAGAUGAUGGUCGUGAUUGACGUUGGGCUGGUGGUCAUGACCUGCUUCCUCCUCAUCCUGACCUCCUAUGUGUAUAUUGUGGCAGCCAUUUUGAGGAUCAAAAGCAAAGAAGGGCGUCGCCGGGCUUUCUCCACCUGCUCAGCCCAUCUUACAGUGGUGGGCAUCUAUUACAUACCUGUGCUGUUCCAUUACCUGAGACCAACUUCUCAGGACUCAAUGGAUGGUGUGAUAUGUGUGUUGUAUACUGCCAUAACUCCGUUUCUGAAUCCUAUGAUAUACACACUUAGGAACAAGGACAUUAAGCUCGCUCUAAGGAGACACUGGGGUAAGAACUCUGAAUAG